CCCCCGCGGGAUGCGGGCUCGGCCCGCCCCGCCAGCCCUGCCCCCAGUGACGGCCGCAGCAUGAGCGCGGCGAGCGAUACGUACUUCCUCAUAAAAGACAUAAAACCUGGACUGAAAAACUUAAAUGUCAUCUUUAUUGUGCUGGAGAUCGGGCGAGUCACCAAGACGAAGGACGGGCAUGAAGUGAGGUCUUGCAAAGUGGCGGACAAGACGGGCAGCAUCACCCUCUCCGUGUGGGACGAGAUCGGCGGCCUCAUCCAGCCGGGAGACAUCAUCCGCCUGACCAAAGGGUACGCAUCUCUGUGGAAAGGAUGCCUGACACUUUACACAGGACGAGUAGGCGAGCUGCAUAAAAUUGGGGAGUUCUGCAUGGUGUACUCAGAAGUGCCAAACUUCAGUGAGCCUAACUCGGAACACAUCGGGCAGAACAAAUUGGCACAGGGUGAACAGAAUAAUAGUUCUACAUCAAGUAAUAUGGGUUCUUGUACUUUUGGGCCACUGGGAAAUGGUUUACAAACUGGACCUGAAUCAAGUGGAUUUCCAUUCACAUAUAACCAUGGCCACAGUUACGCAGGUAGUGGGAGAGGCAAUGGGCGAGGACCUGUAAAUCCAGCACCAGCUAAUAGCCUUCAGCCUCAUCCCCCUGCUGUCAGUAAUGGAAGGGACCCACGCAGAGCCUUUAAAAGAUGACUAUGCCAAACGUGGUUGUACAGCUUGCUUAAACUCUACACUCUACUUGAACACUUAUUGCACUUUUAUUUAUAGUUAACUGUGAACAGUUUGUCCUUUAUUGUUGGGGGUUUUUUACCUUUUGGUCUAUGGAGCAAACUCAAUGUGAUCUAUUUUUCAUUUUGCUUUAGGGAAGGACAGUGAGUCUUCCCCAUACAUUAAUGGGGUAGGAGGAGAAGGUGGAUCUAAGGAAGUAAGGGUUGAAGAGUCUCAAUUAAAACUCUGUACCCUUUGCUUAAUGCAAGAAGAUUUCAGUUACAUGUAUGUAUUUUUCUGUUGGUCAGCCAUAUAGCCUUAAAAGGUUGAUAUGUCCUGUGUGUGCAUACAGUGACUUCCAUUAGGGUUACUGAGAGUGCUUAGUGGAAAGGGAACAAAGGGGAAGGACAGAGAUGCUCUGGUGAACUAGGUAUCCUUGGAACAAACAGAGCUUGUAAAAGCAGUAAGUGUAGGGACAUGGUGGUGCCAGCACCUGUCUUGUCUUCUGAAUCAGAAUGGGUAACUCGAAAGUUGAAGACAUGGUGAGUCUCUUGAAGCUUAUUCCAAAAAGAUGCACACUACUUAAAUUUUCCAUAAAAACCCUUAUCACUGUCAAGGAAAGUGACACUGAUGUUUUGCUUGGGAUAGAAGCUUGGAUAUUCAUUCUUGCUUUGCACAAAAUGACAGAGAAGGGCCUGAAUUCAGACAGUACUGGGGAAUACACUGUAGCCACUCCAUGUGUAAAAGCUGAAGGUUGCUUUGCAGGAGUCUGAAUUUCCAGGAGAGAACUGUUUUCAAUUGCUGCCUUACCCAUCUCUUCAGUGAGGCUGCCUACUUGCCCUCCAUUCUUCCUUCCUUCUCUCCUUCCCUUUUCCAAAUGAAUUGUGUUAGAUGAAGCUGUCUGUGUGAAAUGCAGAGAUCCUGGCCAAGCACAUAACUGCACUUCUGGUGCUGUUAAGCUGCUAGGCUUCCUUUCCUCUGUUUUAUAUUUGAAAUAAGAAUUACCACUUAAAGAACUUCUUAGCCUGCCUCCCCCCCACACACACUGUUUCCUGGGGGACAAUAGCUGCAGCUUUAUUUCUGAGUUCACAAAUGUCUUGACUCUGCUUAAGAGUCCAGUGCCAUGUUUCUGAUCAGGUUCAAAACCAACUUGGAAGCUGAGGUGUCAUCUGUUUAACUCUUCUUUGAGCUGACCUCUCCAAUAAAAACAAAAUUGCACUAACCAUUUCAAAAACAAAUCUUAACUUUCUUUGUCAAGCCAUAAAGACUUCAUGACAAAAAGGCUCAUUAUGAUUUGUGAGUUGUCUAUGUGGUUGUCCAUGUUAAUUGAAUCUGCUACUAUGUCACUAAUGUUUACAAGUUACUUACAUUUGAUACUUCUGCUUUUGGUACUUUUAUCAUGAUGAUUUGUUGAAAAAUGCUCCUAACUGUCAAAAGCUCCUUGUUUAGUCUGAAAUACUGAACUGUCUUUUAAAUACAAGCAGCAGCAGCAACAAACUUCUGAAGGGAGCUUUAGGAGAGACCUGUGCCCCCAGACACCUGAGGGCCGUUUGCCCCAACUGGUAAAGUGCUAUCCUGUGAGACCUGCUUCUAGGUGGAACUAAUGAAACUUGUUUUGGAUAUGAGAGGGCAGCCAUGCCUCAUGAGGUCACCCAGAGGUGCUGUUGUGGAAGAACAGUGCUGAAUGGUGAAUCAGAAAGCACACAGUGACUGCUGGGGACGUGGUGUAAGGAGGUGAUGUGUAACUCAGGGACUUUAAAUUGCUUGCUUAUUUAAGUCGUGUAGUCUGGAUACAUGGACAACCUCUUAUGCAGUGUUGUAUUAAGACUUGGAUAUGCUUGUGAGAAGGAAGCCAAGAGGACUUCUGAGUGUUGGAAGUACACAUGACAUGUUCCAGAGUUAAAGGAGAUGCAAGUGUGCUGUGAGAGCCUUGCUCUCAGUAGUGGCUGUAAAGGUUGCAAGUGCUGGCAUGGUGGGGACUUCAUACUUGUUGGGGUAUCUCCACCAUGGAUCUCAGAUCCUGGUGGUCUUGACUUCUCUACAGCAUAAAAAAAGGCUGAAAUAGGUGGGAACCCUGUGUUUGUGUGCUGAGGUGCCUGAUGUUUGUAGCUCUAUGCAUUUGAGCUUUUAUCAAGCUAAUAAACAGAAUACUUGUUCACAAAAUGCAAAUAAAAAGUGAGAUUAUUACUGCUGAGUGACUAAGGUGAAAAGCUUGCUGUCAAAUAGAUCAUUGAUUUGCAGUUGGGAGAAAAAUAAAAGAGCAAGAGGCUGAUCUUCAUGUUCUCAAGGUUAGUAGCAUUCCUGCCUCCCUGUUUCUUAAUGUGAAGCUAUUCCAGUUUAU
Dryobates pubescens (Downy woodpecker) is the source of this 3046-nucleotide messenger RNA. RefSeq names its product nucleic acid binding protein 1 (gene NABP1). NCBI's taxonomy places the organism in Eukaryota, Metazoa, Chordata, Aves, Piciformes, Picidae. Bases 61 to 690 code for a protein of 209 amino acids. Gene Ontology annotation, cellular component: SOSS complex. The transcript has 6 exons. Gene Ontology annotation, molecular function: DNA binding. Gene Ontology annotation, biological process: mitotic cell cycle checkpoint signaling; response to ionizing radiation; double-strand break repair via homologous recombination. The record is from RefSeq and is a predicted model, not a curated record.